CCGCUCGCACACCUGCUUUUCCACUGUCAAGCGAUGCCGCUGGCAUUGGGAACGUCAUCAGUACUCCAGCCUCCAGAAGAGAAAGCAAACAAACUGACAGUAGCCACCAGCACCACCAAAUCUUGGGGUCCCAGGGCCCUCGAAGGGGCGUGGCCCCGGAGCCCAGGCGUGGGAGCCAGACUGCUGCUCGCAGAAGUGCUGCCUGUCGCCAAGGUCCGGGCGGGUUCAGGUCAAGCCCCUGAGGGGCGGGGCGGACAGGGCAGUGCUUUAAGAGGCCAGGCCCGGGGACGCCUGGACGACCCGCACCAAUGGAGACCGCUAGGGACUACGCGGGAGCGCUCAUCAGGCCCCUGACAUUCAUGGGAUUGCAGACUAAGAAGGCCCUGCUGAUGCCCCUCAUGCACCCAGCUCGUCCUUUUAGGGUCUCAAACCAUGACCGAAGCAGCCGGCGUGGGGUGAUGGCCAGCAGUCUGCAGGAGCUCAUCAGCAAGACUCUAGAUGUCCUGGUCAUCACGGCUGGCCUGGUUACACUGGUACUGGAGGAAGAUGGAACUGUGGUGGACUCAGAGGAGUUCUUUCAGACCUUAAGGGACAACACGCAUUUCAUGAUCUUGGAAAAGGGACAGAAAUGGACCCCGGGCAGUAAGUUUAUCCCAGUCUACAAGCAACCAAAGAAAUCGGGGAUAGCCAGAGUUACCUUCGACCUAUACAGGCUGAAUCCCAAGGACUUCCUCGGCUGCCUCAACAUCAAGGCCACCAUGUAUGAGAUGUACUCGGUGUCCUAUGAUAUCCGGUGCACAAGUGCCAAGGCCAUGUUAAGGAGUCUGCUUCGAUUCGUGUCCUAUGCUGCCCAGGUGGCAGGACAGUUCCUGGUCUACGCAGGCACAUACAUGCUCCGAGUGCUGGCGGAUGCGGAAGAACAGUCUCCCAAGCCUAGCACCAAAGGCUGGUUCAUGUAAACAGGUCACAGCUCCAGAGCCCAGGUGCAUUCCUUUCUUGUAGAUUUAUAGGCUGUGGGAUGCCAGGAGAAACAAAGGGACUUGGUGGCUCAGCAGCAGGAUUCCUGCAGGGGAAGGGGACCAGAGAGGGGCCUUCAAGGGUCUUCAGACGAGAUUAACAGCACGGCAUCUGGGAGCAGCAUGCACAUGAAUUAGACUGUGGAUCCUUGUCUAUUGUAAUAAAGCAAUCACCAGAG
This is a messenger RNA of Mesocricetus auratus (golden hamster), 1195 nucleotides long. It is a transcript of the gene Cidea, whose product is annotated as cell death inducing DFFA like effector a. The coding region runs from base 309 to 959 and encodes 216 amino acids. Gene Ontology annotation, cellular component: lipid droplet. The record is from RefSeq and is a predicted model, not a curated record. The transcript has 5 exons. NCBI's taxonomy places the organism in Eukaryota, Metazoa, Chordata, Mammalia, Rodentia, Cricetidae. Gene Ontology annotation, biological process: regulation of apoptotic process; lipid storage; apoptotic process.